Molecule: messenger RNA, 2951 nt
Organism: Bactrocera dorsalis (oriental fruit fly)
Lineage: Eukaryota; Metazoa; Arthropoda; Insecta; Diptera; Tephritidae
Exons: 6
Coding region: 1818-2417 (199 amino acids)
Source: RefSeq, a predicted model, not a curated record
GAGGUUUCAAAUGAUAGUUUCGAUAGGUUAGAGUUAGGGAUUAGUGAUAAUGAUCCAAGCACCAGCAGAGCAAGUGGUAAUAGGUUUGAGGAUUUUUGUGAUAGCGAUAACGAAACCAAUAGUAGGUAUUUGUUUGAAGAAGAUUUUCAAUGUGUUGAGGAGGUUGAGGACCAGUCCGAUAAAGUGGUCGAAUUGAAGGCGUGGGCAAUUAGAAAUAAUAUUUCUCAAAAUGCUCUCACUGACCUGCUUCAAACUUUAGAUAGAGUUGGUGUUAAUGGCUUGCCAUUAUCAGCGAAAACCCUCCUCGGAACAAUGCGAGAAAAAGUUUGCGUUGAAGCCAUACCAGGUGGAGAGUUUUUGUAUUUUGGAAUAGAAGAAAACUUAAAUUCUCAAGAAUUUGACUUCUUAGAAAAUUACGAAAAGGUGGAUAUUGACGUUGGAAUAGACGGACUGCAAUUAACAAAGUCGUCAAAAAAUUGUCUGUGGCCUGUCAUGGGUUCAAUAGCCAAUUAUCCUCAUAUUAGUCCGUUUUUAAUUGCCUGCUUCCAAGGAAGAAGCAAACCAAAUAACCCUGAAGAUUUCCUUAGAGAUUUUUGUAAUGAGGUAGGUCUUCUUAGAGCAAACGGACUGAAAGUAGGUAGAAAUCAGUUAAUAAAACAGUUCGAUAUUAGGUCCUUUACCUGUGAUUCCCCUGCUCGCGCCUUUGUGACUGGAGUUAUUUCUCAUACAGGGAAAAAUUGUUGUCCAAAAUGUGUAUGCUCAAGUCGUUAUCUAAAAGGGAGAGUUAGUUUUUCAACCAAUGUGGGAUCAGCGCGAACUGAUGAAAGUUUUAGAAUUAGGAGAGAUGGGGAACAUCAUAGAUUAGAGUAUAGGGAGAAAGAAGUUAUAUUAGAAUCUGCAAAUUUUAAUAUGGUUUCACAGUUUCCUUUGGAACCAAUGCAUUUAGUAGACUUAGGUGUAAUGAAAAAAUUAUUAAAAUUGCUUAUUUCUAAAGGAAAUAUUUCCGUAAUGAAUGAGAAGCUGCGUUAUUUGGCAAAAUAUGUGCCGUCCGAAUUUUGUCGAAUAGUGCGUGACUUUAAUGAAAUAAGCAAUUGGAAAUCAACAGAGUUCCGACAAUUUUUGCUAUAUACAGGUAUAUUUGUUUUAAAAGACUGCAUUGAUGAAUGCCUGUACUAUCAUUUUCUUUUGCUUCAUGUCGGAAUUCGACUUCUUUCAUAUGAGCAGUCAGAAGAACACCAAUUAAAUGUAGCUGACAAAAUUUUGCAAGAAUUUGUUAAUUUGUUUUCAAGUAUACACGGCGAACACCUAAUCAGUUUUAAUGUACACGGCUUAUUACAUUUAACUGACUGCGUAAGACGGUUUGGCGCGAUUGAUAAUUUCUCCGCAUAUAUGUAAGUUUGAGAAUUAUAUGCAAACAUUGAAGAAAAUGAUAAAAAAGCCGGAUAAAGUAUUGCAGCAAUUAAAAAAUAGAUAUUAUGAGAGAAAGAAUAUGUAUGCAGCUUCUAGUAAAGUUUCAAAAUUUGGGGUAUUUUCGUUAGAUUUUAAAAAAGAUAAGGAUAGCUUUUGUUAUUCAGAGAAAACAGGGCCGAUAAAACUCAUUGGCGAAAAAAUAGAGGGCGAUGUUUUUAUAGGCCUUCUUUUUUCUGAGACUUACGAUUAUUUUCAAGAGCCAAUUGCUUCUGCAGAUUUAGGCAUACUUGUAGGUAAAGUUUCAGAAAAUGAGGUAGUUUUAAGUAGGUUAGAUAUUAAAUAUAAGUAUUUUUCCAUACCUAUAGAUGAUAAAAUUCUUUUAGUUCCACUCAUUCAUCACCUUUUUUAUGAUUUUUCAUAGAAUGAAUUUCGAUUAUCUCGUAGAAGAAAUCGAUUCCGAAGUGGAAUGCUCGCAACCUUUGGGCCCCCAAAGAGAUAAACUGUUUAAAACAAAUUCUUACAAUCUCGUUUGCGCUCCUCCAGCAGAACCAUCAGAAAUUGUGGUACCGUCAUCAUCGUCUGGCGACCAUGCAGAUAUAAUCCGGAAGCUGGAUGCAAUUGAGACCCGCCUCACUGCCAUUGAGAAGUCCCUAACAGACAAAAUGCCAGAGAAGGCCGAGGUGCAGGCGCAAAGUAAAUUAUUGCGCGAAUGCCGCGUCAUAGCAGCAAAGACGCAUCAUUCAAUUAGCCGCAUCACCGGUGAUUUGGAGGACGAGCAUUACCUGGAGCUCGCUUCGAAACUACCCAUGUCAUCGGAAGAGCACGUGCGCUUCGUGGAAGAAAAACUUUCCCAAAAGGAAAGCACGGAUGCUAUGAUGCGGCUAAUAUUGAAGUCGAAGGGCGCAAAAGGCAGUGUGGACGGCGUACUACUUGAAGUGUCUAAUUUUACUUUUAAAAAUAUGAAUUUUUACAAUUAUAAUUUUUAUACUCAAAUAACUUGUAUAUAAUUUUUCUGCCGAAUGCAAUAAUAAUAGGCAUAUUAUUAAUUUAAUUAAUAUCUGAUUUUGAUUUUAUUAUUAAAUAAAGCAAAAUAAUUUAAAAAAAUGACUUUUAUUUAAAAGAAUUUAAUUUGCUAGAAGUAAAAAUGGGUAACAGAUAAUCUUGUUACUGCUUGUUCUUCCUAACAUGCUUAUAUGUUAAAGGUAACAAACUAAUAACCAAAAUAAUAACACUAACAGAUAUUCGGGUAACAAAUACUUUUUGUUAUCCAUAACACAUGGGUAAGCUAAGCGCUAACAAAAUAAUUUGUUACCCGUAACAUGCUGUGAAGAGAUUUGCUAACAAAUGUGUGUAUUCUGUAAGAACAAGGCAGCAUGCGAUAUUUGCCAUUGGUUAGAGCGAGAUAGCCAUUGAACAUUAAAUAGCUAUGUGUUACUUUUUUCCCACUCUCUGAACAAAAGUAACAAAUAUUUUAACGAAUGCAAAAGUGAACAAUAACAACUCGUUUACACGUUUGCUAACAACUACCCGUCUUGCAGGGU